AUGGACGUCUUGGAGGCUGCGACGGUUGCCCUGACGACGCAAAACAUGGACAAUGAUCAAUCAUCACAAAUGGACGCCUACAAGGGAGAACUCUCUCAUCAGCUUGAUCCGUUUCGUCUAUUCAUUCGGAACUAUUCAGCCGAUUUCCAACACGAGGGACGUUUCACCAUUCCAUGCUCUGACAAUACAGGUACUGCUGCUAGCAAUGACGAGACGGAUCCUCCUUCAUUGCAAUCUAGUGCUCUCUUUGCCAUGGAUGAUCCGUUAGAGUUUCUUCAAAGUGCCCUAUCAUGGUCAUCAACUCAAACAGCACAACACUGUCAUGGAAAAAGCAAUGAGGUUGUCGUUUUCUUGCCCGCCUUGUCCAUGUCUCACAGGCAAGCCCAACAGCAGCUACAAUAUUGUUCCAACGUCCUAGAUGGAAUUCCCAUGGCACUGCUGUUCCCAGGAACCUUCUCCAACUAUCACAACAACAACCAAAAUCCAAAUGGGGACGACACAAUUAUUGCAAUUCAGCUCACACACGACACUUUGCAAUCCCUUCAAUCCUUUCAUUUGAUCAGUAUGGAACCACAGCAGCAGCAAGCUAAGAAUAAAAAGUCGAGUCAGGAAUCAACAACAACAACCAUGAAGACAUAUCGGGUGCGCUCCAAGGAUUUGGAUUGUAUCCGUGCCGUCUUGUCAUUGUACGACAGCAGUACCCAAACGCCCUUUGCCACUUCGCACGACGACGCCUUGAAGACGACCUUGAUCAAACUAAUUGAUGUGGCCGUCACAAAGCAACAAUCAUCAUCAUCAUCAUCAUCGCCACACUUGGUACUAGUGACGUGCAGUGCCACCUGUACCAUUCUAGCGUCCGCUCUAUUGGCAUGGCGAAGACAGCAAACAUUAGCUCAUGCCGAAUCAUUACUACAUCAGGCAAUCACCGUGGUAACCAUGAACGGACUGCUCCUCCCAGAGGAUCAAUCCUUUUGCAAUGGACCAGCUUACGUGCACGUGUCCAUGCAAGAUGAUCCCAUUGUGGCUCAAUAUGGUGUGACGAGUAACAGUAAGAACACUGGGGGAAGAAAUGCAGUGCACUUGCAAGCACUUUCACCCUACCACCAAGCACCACAAGAACAGAAUCUUGGCAGCAACCCCGAGCUUGUUGUUGGCAAUGCCAUAGAUGAUGAUAUCCACAAUAUCGCUACCGGUGCCAUUCAGUAUCUGUCCUUGCUACUCCGAAUCAAUGGCGUCCAAUCCUUUCGUCAACUCUAUCAACAAGGGGCAGUAUCGCUCGCAAAUAAUGACGAGGAGAAACAGGAUAUCGAUCCAAAGCUGUUUGCGCUCAACUACGACACCAAAGUGGGAACCAUCGAGAUCCCUCCCUUGAUGGAUCUGGAACUCCUACCGGCAAUGAUUCGCGCCACGGGAGGGGAUCGGUGGCGGACGGCAGUCAGUACUGACGAUGCUGAUGAAGACGACGACAUACUUCCCGAUUGGGCCAUGGCAGAAGCAAUCAUUACCGAUCAGUUUGGAUACGGCGUCUACGACGAGAUUGUGGAACUGUGCUCUUCUUGUCGUGCAGUUGGCUAG
Seminavis robusta is the source of this 1575-nucleotide messenger RNA. NCBI's taxonomy places the organism in Eukaryota, Bacillariophyta, Bacillariophyceae, Naviculales, Naviculaceae. The record is from the annotation of a GenBank genome assembly.